Closterium sp. NIES-65 is the source of this 1839-nucleotide messenger RNA. The record is from the annotation of a GenBank genome assembly. Lineage: Eukaryota; Viridiplantae; Streptophyta; Zygnematophyceae; Desmidiales; Closteriaceae.
AUGCGGAUCGGCGACCCGCUGGACGAUCAGAAGCGGAGAUCCGAGUCCGAUCGCCGGCUGGUUUGCCGGUCGGCAAACGGCUCGCCGUCAGAUUCUUCCGAUCCGCGCGCGAUCGACCGCGAGAUGCUGGAGCGCGCGGUGCAACUCGCGACGUCUUCCGCGGGGCUCACUGCGCCGCACCCCUUCGCGGGGUGCGUGCUGCGGCGGGACGCGCGCGUGGUGGCGGAGACGUGGCUGCACGCGCAGGGCACCGCGAGCGCGGAGAAGCAGGCGGUGGAGGCGGCGGGGGAAGCGGCGCGCGGAGCAACCGCGUAUCUGAAUCUGGAGCCUGGGGAUUGCCAUGGCGACGAUACCGCCGUGCAUGCUCUCAUUCAGGCGGGCGUGGCGCGAGUGGUGGUGGGGCUGCUAAACCCGCUGCCGCACCACCACGGCAGGGCAGUGGCCAUGCUGCGGCAGGCGGGCGUCACGGUGGACGUGCUGGGGGAGGGGGACCUGGCCCACCCGGACAUGGAUGACGUGGUGAGGAGCUGUCGGGGGGUGAACGAGGCGCUGCUGUUCCGCGCGCACACGGGCCUGCCCUUCUCCAUCCUCAAAUACGCCAUGACGCUCGAUGGCAAGAUAGCAGCAUCCACGGGGCAUGCGGCGUGGGUGACGAGCCGCGAGGCGCGGCAGCGGGUGUUUGAUGUGCGCAGCCUCUCAGACGCGAUUAUCGUGGGGGGCAACACCGUGCGCCGCGACAACCCCCGUCUGACAACCCGCAGGGAGGGCGGGCACGUGCCUGUCCGGAUCGUGAUGUCGCGCUCGCUACGCUUGCCAGAGGACGCCAACCUGUGGGACGUGGCCAUCGCGCCCACCGUCGUCAUGACGCAGCGCGGCGCCAAGGGCGACUUCUGUGCGCGCCUGCGCGCCCGCGGGUGCGAGGUCGUGGAGUUUGACUUCCUGUCUCCGCGCGCUGUCAUGGAGUACUGCCACCAGCGCGGCUUCAUGCAGGUCCUGUGGGAGUGUGGCGGAACCCUCUCAGCGCCGUGCAUAGCGGGCGGGGCUAUCCACAAGGUGAUGGCGUUCGUGGCGCCCAAGAUCAUCGGGGGAGUGACGGCGCCCUCCCCUGUGGGCGACCUGGGCUUUGUUGAAAUGACCCAGGCUCUGGAGCUCGCUGACGUCAGCACCGAGAUUAUCGGGCGGGAUCUGCUCAUGACGGGCUAUCUGCACCCUCUCCCCACCGAUCCCCCCGUUCUGCCCCAAACGCCCACCUUCGAAUGUAGACUGACUCCUCCAGCCACUCCCGGCCCGCCACCUGUCAUUUCUUUCUACAAAUCAUGGGACCCUUUUGGUGCCUUUUCCAACUUCUCCCCGCAUCCUAUCCGCCUCCCCCUGGUCCUCCCCCUCUCUCUCCCUUCCUCCCCCUAUGCCAACGCUGCUGCUGCCGAGGAGGAAGUGGUGCUAUGGCAAACAGUCGAACAUUUUUAUCAGGCUCAAAAGUUCACAUUCUCACUAUAUGAAUAUGACGCGGCACUGGCAGUGCGGGAGAUUCGGGAAGCUGAAACUCCGGAAGAGGCUGCUCGGAUCGGCCGUGCUCUGGAGCGGAAGAGACCAGACCUUCUGCGGCCGAACUGGCAGGAGGAGAAGCUAGCAGUCAUGCGGGCGGCGCUAAGAAAGAAAUUCACGACGUACCCACAUCUGAAAGAACUCCUGCUUUCCACUGGAGAUUCACCUCUUGUCGAGGCGUCUACGCACGAUUUCUUCUGGGGGAGUGGGUGGACACGGAGGGGGAAGAACAACCUUGGGGUUUUGCUGAUGCGGUUGCGAAAUGAGUUGCUGGUAGAGAGCCGAGGCGAGUAG